Acanthoscelides obtectus is the source of this 5007-nucleotide messenger RNA. The record is from the annotation of a GenBank genome assembly. NCBI's taxonomy places the organism in Eukaryota, Metazoa, Arthropoda, Insecta, Coleoptera, Chrysomelidae.
GGGGUGAGCUCGGGGGUGUGUGAAGCGACGCUGCCGCCGACGCCGGCGUCUCUCACUGGUGGUGUGUCGUCGUCGAGCGUCGCGAUCGAUCCUGCUUUCGGCCGCUGGCGCUGCACCCGCCAACAACAACGCCGCUUGUCCAGCCAAGCCCGACACUCCUUCGAACGGGAUCGUACAUCCUGUGUGCAUUUUGUGAACACCUACUGCCAGCAGGUGUACUUCCCAGCAUUACUUGAAUAAUACAGGCUCCCGCAUCUCGGACGUUUCGGUUUGUGCGAGUCGGCGGCGCGACGCACGAUCGCGGCAGCGGCUGCGACGACGCCGACGGCCAAUCUCAACAAACACAUCGCGAGCUAUGGAAGAAGUUUUACCAGAAGGCAAACACUUUCGAUUGGUAAACGAAUCAGAGCUUCCAGAAAUCAUUGAUUUUCUCGGUAACUAUUUACCGGAUUCCAUCAAGUUCCAUCAAACAUUGAAGACGUUUUUGAAAGACAGGGUGUGGGAAUUUUAUUUCUACGUCACUAAAACGUGGCCGGAGCAAGCUGUGAUACUACACUUCCCUGGAAUGACAAAAACGCCUAACAAUAAACUGUACGAGAGCUUCAGCGUGUUUUGCCCUUGCGAUCAGCUAGACAACAUGUACCUGUUGUUAGAGGAGGAGGUGCUAAUCGACUGGACGCAGCCAAUUUUCCUAAACUUCACGCAUUCGCAGAUUGUGGAAAAACUGGAGGAAAUGUAUAAUGAGAGAGGAGGGAUAAUGGAAAAGCUGUACGGCGAUAUUUAUGGCCUAAUGAAACCUGAACAAGGGUUAACCGCCGAGGAAGAUGUCGCUGCCGACACCAGGGUGGUUUAUACGGACGAAGCGGUGCUGUCCCAGUUGAGUCCUUCGCACGCUAAAACCAUUCACGAUUUGUACCCAGCCAACAACAUGGAAUGCGUUCAAGUGUUCGAAAGACUGAUCGAGAAGUUACCUUGCUACGGCAUCUUUAGCACUUCCGGAGAUCUCGCUGCGUGGAUGGUGCAGUCAUAUUACGGAGCCAUGUUCUCGAUGCAGACUAGACCGGAAUACCGGAGGAAAGGAUAUGGACUCGUUUUAGCAAAAUAUUUAACCAAAUUGGUGACAGAAAGAGGCUACAUUCCGUUCGUAGUUAUCCGUCCGGAGAAUGACGCUUCGAAAGGGCUGUACACCAAGUUGGGCUUCAAGAAGUAUUUCCAGACAGUCAGAGCCGUCUUGAAGCCCAGCGAAAUGGCGGCGGCAAAUGACGCUCAAGGAGGAGGGACGACGGCGACGCAGAGAAAUCAGCCUCCUGAACAGGCAGACAGCGGAACGGGGCCUCAAGAACGACCACAACAUACACUAGAUAGUCAGAUAGAUAUUAAUAAUGUUAACGGUGACAUACAAAAGGAGGACACGACAGAUGAUUAAAAAUUACAGUCAGGUUAUAAAUGUUACUAAACCAUCGCUUAAACAAAAGAUGCAUUUAUGUAUCGACAAUAUUUUUGGCGCAGCACUGGCUUUUCAUCCUUACAGCCGUACAGAUUUUUUCGUACAUCUCUUGGGCUAACUAACACUAUCAACUAAACAGCACGUACCAAAAAUGAAUUGUCGCAAAAAAAAUUAAAACAAAUAUAACCUUGGUCAUAAUUAUUUUAUUAUUACGCGGUAAUGGAUCUGGAUUCUGAUCAGUAGAAUAUUAUAGUCUGAUAAGAGCACCAGAAGCAUCAUAAUUAUACAGAAACUGUCCAUUUGCCCUCUGACCUUCUAUACAUAUAAGUAGUCAAGCCAACACCUCGAUAGCACGAAAUAUUUAUUCAAUAUUUAAUAAUAUUUUUAUCUUACUUAAAUAUCUGUAAUAUGAUAUUUUUAUUAAAUAUUUAUUCAUUAAAUAUUUACUUUUCAAUCAAUGGAUACUCCAAUAUUUAGAAAAUAUUCAUUAAAUACAGGGUGUCCGCAAAGUUAGGGUUUUCCUUUUGAGAAACAACUACCCUUGAAAUAACAAAGGUGAUGUGUAGUGAAACGUGGGCGACCAAGUAAAAAAAAAUGAAGGAAAAAGUACUCACUCUCCAGUUGACGAGAAGGGCUAAGUACGUCUCUGCCCGAAAACAUACCGCUCCAACAGAAAAUGAAAUCAGCUGAUGCGCUACCGAGCAGACGCAGGCAAACAAGGAAGGCAAAAUGUUACGUAAAAAGUCUAGGUAUUGCAUCCCGUCCAAUCGAUUUGGGAGAAUAAAUGGUCCAAUGAGGGAUUCUCGUCUACGCGAUUACCUCUACACGCGUGACCGUAACCGUCGGUCCCUUAAGACAUUGGUGUACAUGGUACUAAGAAAAAUUGCUUAUGUUUUCAAGAUCUACACGUCGUGUAAAGGAAAACCCCAACUUUGCGGACACCCUGUAUUUUCGGCGACGGAGCAUGUGCGUGUAACCCGGAGCGACCAAUGGUAUAAUAGAAAGCCGGCCUGCGCCGACCCGUUUGCGCAUUUUCCGGCAUCCAUUUUUCCUGUGACUUUCACUAUGAUAGCUCCGCAAAAUUUUAUACCGAGCACCGACCGACCAAUCAGAUAUCGUACUUCGCAUUAGAUCUGUAUAACUUGCAGCACAUGCUUAUGCUUAAAUCGCGCAUUUGAUUUUGUAGAGAGAGACAAAAGCAAGCGCGUGCGGCUUGUGUCGAAGUAGUGCACAGCACAGACCCUUUUCAAGUGGCCCAUUAAUAAUGUUACGCUGCGGUCGCGACGAAAAUGACAAGUACACAAUUGAUCGAUUGUACCGCUUUCUCAAUACAAAACAGACUCGACGCUGUGUCUUGCGGGGGCAGCGUUGCCGAUAUUGUUUCUAUUUGUGUAACAUGGAAAAUGAAUAAUGAUCAAAUUACUACUGCUUUUUUCUGUUAAGACAAUAGUUUUGGCAGUUCUGCAGCUGUGCAGAACUUAAAGACCAGCCGCCCCUGUCUAUAAUGAAUAUUUUAUAAAUAUAUAAGAAAUAUAUUUAUUAAAUAUUAAAAAAUCUGUCGCUACAAAUAUUUAACAAACAUUUUUUUUAAAUAUUUAAUAAAUAUUUAGUGCUAUCUGGGCAUAUUCAUAUGCGUUUGGCAUUUCUAUGGUUUCAUUACAAUUGGAAUGAUCAAUUAUGUGCCUUGGACUGCUGAUUAGGGUCCUCGAGACAAGGUUCACUUUCUACACAGCGAUCCACUGUUUGCAUAAAGGCGUUAAUAUUUUCAAGUUAGUAUAUAAAUGUUAUAUGGACAAGUGGUACUAGAAUACGUCUGACUAACAGCGGAACACUUGAUCUAUAUACCAAGUAAUUACGACACAUUGGUGACCUACAAAAACUCAACUUUCGAAAUAUUAAAUUACAAACAGCUUUCAAUUACCACUCAAGACAAGUGCACUCCAAACACAGAAAUAAAACAUUUUUUAACCUUUUGUGAUCCUUCGCGAUAUCAACAAAAUACAAUUUUACGUAUUUAAAAUACAAUAUCUCUUUGAUAAUAUCUCAUAGGUACGCCCUCGCCAUUCACCAAGAUCUGUUUAGCUUUAAACAAUCGUCUUGCGAAAGUUAUAAUAAUUCUAAAAUAUUGCUUUCUAGAGUUCAAUUCCGUAGGACGAGCAGCCAGAUAUACUUGCAAUGAACAUAAUAUUAUUAUGUCCUCUUAAAAUAAAGUAGACCAGUCUGCUUAAUUUUAUGGCGUCAUUCGAACAAAUAUCUUGAGAAUUUUUAAUUAAACUGUUGGAAAAGGUGACAAGUCCCGCAAUCAGAAUAAAUACCUUUCAGCAAAUUCCACCGGAUUAUCAUGAUCUAGAAAAUAUACCUUUCCGACUAUUCUGUUCCUUAAAAAUGCCUCUAUGAUGAUGAUGUUAAAUCUCUUGUUUUGAGAAUAGCCUGUGAUAAAAUGCAUAUUGACAUAUAUGACGAAAUAUUCUUAACUUCCCUAUCAUUAUGAGCCUGCAGUAUGUCUUCCUAGAUUGUCUACAGUCAAAAACCUACACCGACAUACGAGUACUACAGAGUAGGUGACUGAGUUAUAUCAGUAUACUUAUUAUUGUAUAUCUCCUCUUUUCUAUGGUGGAGGGAAUAAAAAAGUUGCUACGUCAUUUCAACUCACUAAUCGAUGAUUCUCAGUAAAAUGCAGCAGAUAAUUAUCUGGUCUAUUAUAAUGUAGUUGAAAUCGAAUUGUUCUAAUAACGCAUUUGAUUUUACAAAAUAGACAUUACGUGUUAAGAGGAAUAGCUUUUUGGAAAUCUUUAACUAGAAAAAAGAUUCGUACUUUAUUGACUGUGAUAUAGCAUGAUUAUACUUGUGAAAAAGUUAAAAGUUGUUUCGUUUUUUUCCAACAUAUUAUUUUAUAGAUAAUUUCUAUUUUGUAAAAUUUAUACCUGCAUUUGAACACUAAGUUAUGAAACAUGCAUUUGCGAUAUGUUUAAUACCUUUACGUUUCGCUGCGCCGAUAAUUACGAUUUUUUUGCAACUUGAGCUCUGUCUAAUUCGUUUUACUUGUAAUAGUCAUCCGGUUAAUUAAAUAAGAUUUUAUUAACAAAGUAGUCAUAAUCCAAAUGGAAAACGAUUAUAGAGGAUACCAUUUCCAAUGAAACAUCUCAUUAUAUUAAUUAAUCAUGGUUUUUAAGUUCUUGUCAUCUAUACGAUUGUAGAAAGUUAAUUUAUACUUAGUAUAGGUAUACAGUCAUCAGUACUUAGAGCCAAUCAAUUUAAUAAAAAGGCUUGUUCCAUGGUGUAAGAUGUAAGAGAUACCAGAAAAAAUAUUCACUGUACUUAAAAUAUCAAUUUUUUGCAUUUUAUCAAAAAUAACAGAGCCAAAAAUCAUGCUGAAUCUAAUAUAAAGAUGAUUGUUUUUCAUUGAAAAUCGUACCUUGUACUACUACUACACGAUUAUACCUUCAUUUUAUAACAUAUCCCUAAAAGGUUUAUUAAAUAAAGUUUUUAAAUUCAAUGUUAGUUAUAUAGUUUUUUAAUUUUAUUUUAUCUAUCUUGAAAUUGUGUAUGUUGCAUGGUGU